This is a messenger RNA of Otolemur garnettii (small-eared galago), 1347 nucleotides long. It is a transcript of the gene ZNF514, whose product is annotated as zinc finger protein 514. Gene Ontology annotation, molecular function: DNA-binding transcription repressor activity, RNA polymerase II-specific. The record is from RefSeq and is a predicted model, not a curated record. The coding region runs from base 1 to 1311 and encodes 436 amino acids. The transcript is spliced from 5 exons. Gene Ontology annotation, biological process: negative regulation of transcription by RNA polymerase II. NCBI's taxonomy places the organism in Eukaryota, Metazoa, Chordata, Mammalia, Primates, Galagidae.
AUGGACUCCGCAGCAUCAGAUAUCCCUUUUAAAGACCUUGCUUUUCCUCCAGAGAGAUACCCAGGAGAAAAGAGAAGAACCAGUUUAUUCCUGAGAGCCAGGCCCCAGGGCCUGAUGACAUUUGAAGAUGUGACUGUGGAAUUUACCCAGUGGGAGUGGGGGCAGCUGGACCCUGCUCAAAAGGACCUGUAUAGGGAGGUGAUGCUGGAGAACUUCAGGAACCUGGCCUCCCUGGGGCUUCCAUUAUCCAAACCAUAUGUGAUCUGCCAGUUGGAGGAAGGGCAAGAACCCUGCAUGUUGGAGAAAGAAAUCUCAGUAGGUACCCAGUCAGACUCAGAGAGGAGGCCUAAAGUCAAGGGAUCAAUGCCAAGUCGGGGAAUUUCCAAAGACGAAUUACUCCAGGUAGUAUCAGUGGAGAACCACAUUCAAAAUGAAUUCUGGUCCUCCAAACUGAAAACAACACGUGAUUGUGAUGACCAGUUAGAGAUGCCGCAGAUAAAACAGGACAGAUACCUGAAAAAAAUGUCAGCCACUCACAGAUCUACCAUUCUUGGGAGAGAUGAAUGGAGUGAAUUUGGGAGAUGUUUAGGUUUAAGAUCAGUCCUUGCUAACCAACACAGUGUUUCCAUGGGAGAAGGAUCCUAUAAAUGUGAUGAAGAAUGUAUGCAGACUUCAGAGAGUAAUAACGCUCAGAGAACCCAUCCAGAGAAAAAAUCUUGUAAAUGUAAUGAAUGUGGGAAGUCCUUCCAUUUCCAAUCAGAACUUAGGCGCCAUCAGCGAUGUCACACUGGAGAAAAGCCCUAUGAAUGCAAUGAAUGUGGAAGAGCUUUUGGUCACAUUUCAUCCCUUAUUAAACAUCAGAGAACUCAUACUGGAGAAAAGCCCUAUGAGUGCAGUGAAUGUGGGAGAGCCUUCAGCCAGAAUUCAUCUCUUGUUUUACAUUAUAGAUUUCACACUGGAGAAAAACCCUACAGAUGUAAUGAAUGUGGACGAGCCUUUGGUCAUACUUCAUCCCUUAUUAAACAUCAGAGAACUCAUACUGGAGAAAAGCCCUAUGAAUGUAGAGAAUGUGGGAGAACCUUUAGCCAGAGUUCUUCUCUCAUAGUGCAUUAUAGAUUUCAUACUGGAGAGAAACCUUACAAAUGUAAUAAAUGUGGGAGAGCCUUCAGCCAGAGUUCAUCUCUCAUGCAACAUUAUAGAUUUCAUACUGGAGAGAAACCUUACAAGUGUAAUGAAUGUGGAAGGGCCUUUGCUCACACUGCAUCCCUUAUUAAGCAUCAGAAAAGUCAUGCUGGAAAAAAAGCCAUAUGAAUUCAGCAAAGGUCAAAGAGCUAUAUUUCAGCUGGA